Messenger RNA from Lentinula edodes (shiitake mushroom), 1237 nucleotides. RefSeq names its product ketopantoate hydroxymethyltransferase. The transcript has 2 exons. The record is from RefSeq and is a predicted model, not a curated record. Bases 290 to 1102 code for a protein of 270 amino acids. Gene Ontology annotation, cellular component: mitochondrion. Gene Ontology annotation, molecular function: magnesium ion binding; 3-methyl-2-oxobutanoate hydroxymethyltransferase activity. Lineage: Eukaryota; Fungi; Basidiomycota; Agaricomycetes; Agaricales; Omphalotaceae. Gene Ontology annotation, biological process: pantothenate biosynthetic process.
AAACUGCAAUGAAAGGCGAUUUUCUCUCAAUCCAGCCACCAUCUUGAAUUUUUGGCUCUUAUUUAUUGGUCCUAAUGCCUCUUCGUACCUUGGCAAAGGCUCCCUUUCGAUUAUCAUGCAUACAACCCGCGCGUAUGAUGAGUGUCUACGGACCCUCGGAAUCUGGACAUCCAUCGCCAGGUAAGUUUACUAUCCAUCAAGAGAUACCGGAUUUGUGACGCGCAUUUCAGCAUCCCCUACCCAACCAACUAAACCGCGGAAGAAGGUCACCAUCGAAGCUUUGCGAGCGAUGAAAGAAGAAAAAACUCCGAUAACCAUGCUAACCGCCUACGACUACCCCAGUGCACUCGCCUGCUCUUCUAAUCCUCUCGUCGAUAUCACCCUCAUCGGCGACUCUCUCGCUCAAGUCUGUCUUGGAUACAAAUCCACAACCGAGCUUUCCCUUUCCGAGAUGAUCCAUCACACUCGCGCCGUCGCACGAGGGACCACACAUCCUUUCCUCGUCGCGGAUAUGCCAUUUGGCUCCUAUCAAAUAUCGAGCGAAGAUACCGCGAGAAACGCCGUUAAAUUGAUACAAGAAGGACGCGUGGAAGCUCUGAAGUUAGAAGGAGGUUCCGAGAUUAGGGAUACUGUGAGGAAACUUACUGGGAUGGGGAUACCUGUCAUGGCCCAUGUGGGGCUACUCCCACAAAGGCACGUAUCGAUGUCGGGGUACAAGGUACAGGGCAAAGAUGUGGAUAGUGCUAAAAGGAUCAUAAGUGAUGUGUUGGCUCUGGAAGAAGCUGGAGCUUUCUCGGUUGUGUUAGAAGCUAUCCCAAAGGAACUAGCCGCGUAUGUGACGAAACGUCUCCAAAUACCAACAAUCGGUAUUGGUGCUGGACCGUACACGGAUGGCCAAGUCCUUGUUUGGGAUGAUAUGAUGGGUACUUGGGCAGGACAUAAAGCAAAAUUCGUGAGGAGAUUUGGCGAUCUCAAAGCUGCACGAGAUUCGGCGAUACAAAAAUACGCUGAAGCUGUUAAACAUCGAACUUUUCCUGAUCAUUCAGAGAGUUAUACUAUCGACAAAAUGACUUGGGAGGAAAUUUCUCGCACAAUGGAAUAAUAUCUGCAUAUGUCAGAAUGUAUAAGAUUUAGAUAGAUAUGUAGAUAUAUACUUGGCAAACAGAGGGUCCAAGGUAAAGAAGUAGCAAGUAGUGAACACAUUGGCCUGAGCAUUGCGUCCAAAAAGCAGCCUCCU